UGUUAGAAAAGUACAUUGCGUUGCAUUUGCAAAUAUAAAUUUUACACGGUGCGAUUUCAAUACGGAGUACUCGUACUAUUUUACGCCUGAAACUUCAUUCGGUCUGUUAAAAAAGCUCCGCCACUUCCCUGCCGCCAUCUUCGCCGCCGCUAAUCUGGUUUGGAAGUUUCACUAAGCAGUUGAGUACUCGCAAGAUGGCUGGGAUUUCAAGAUUCAGUGCGCUUGCACCCAAAACUAAGAAUGUGAUUGUCGCUGGGGGUCUGACAUCAUUUGUUUUCGGAGUGUACUUUUACACCAUGCGAGCUGUGGGGGGUACUGAUGAAGUUCAGGUAGCCAUUGACAAGUUCGAAGACAACAAACGCCAAGAUGAGGCCAAAGCAAACUAGGAUUUCAACCCGGUCGUGCUUUUAGGCUUUGGAAUAAAGCAAUGUCAACAAUUUUGUCCUGCAAACCUUGAGUUGCUACAUUAAACCGUUUGUUUUGUACCUCAUCUACAGCUGAAUCCCGAAAGGCAAUGUCAAUGAUGUAUGUUCAGCAGUCCUACAGUUAUGUGAUGUCGAAGACUUUAUUUAGACAUUGUAUAGUUUACAUAAAGCAACUUUGUUGGUCUUUUAAAAAAAAAAAUUGAAUGUUUAUAGCAUGAGUUUCAGCUGGAUUUCAAAAUAAGGUUUAUUGAUCAUGUGAAGUUUAUGUACCAAAGACUGAACAAUGUUCAAAAGAACUCAAAAGUUGUAAUCCUGCAAGAUUAACCAAAUUCUUGUUGCACAUUUUGCAGCAUGUCUUA
Messenger RNA from Spinacia oleracea (spinach), 784 nucleotides. RefSeq lists its product as uncharacterized. The record is from RefSeq and is a predicted model, not a curated record. The transcript has 2 exons. NCBI's taxonomy places the organism in Eukaryota, Viridiplantae, Streptophyta, Magnoliopsida, Caryophyllales, Amaranthaceae. The coding region runs from base 195 to 386 and encodes 63 amino acids.